AUGGGCGCGAAUAAGACGAAACUACCUAAAACUGUUGUACAUCAACUAGCAGUUCGAACGCAACGAUCAACGGCAGAAAUAAAAGCUAUGCAUGCAAUUUUUCGCCGCCAUUUUCCCAAUGGAAAAAUUGAAUCUCCAGAAGAUCUGUGGCGAUGUUUACAAAAGUUUUCGCUUCAGCCCAUGAAAUACGAGGAGCGAACAGCUGAACGACUUUAUCGAUUGUUUGAAUCACCUAGUCGAAAAAUAGACGGCAGUAUUGAUUUUUUCAAUUUUAUGGUUGUUUCGCAUAUUCUCGAACAUGGUUCCGCUCACAGCAAAAUUGUCUUAUAUUUCGAAUCUCUUGAUGUAAAUAACGAUGGAAUCAUCUCACGGGAAGAUCUGGAAGCAUGUUUACCACACACGGUCGAAUCUCAACAACUAAUUCAAAAAUUACUUCGACAAUGGGAUCUGAACAGAGAUGGUCACGUCAGUUUGGAAGAUUUCGAAGGAUACAUCAAUUCUAAUCCACAUUUAUUACCAAUGUUCGCUGAAGAAAGAGAACGUGUACGUUUGAAUAGUGUUUCUCAUGAACUAGCAGUCGACUCUCAACCCUAUACACAUAACUACCCUGUUACUCGUGAUCUGUUUGUCACAUCUAAAUAA
Messenger RNA from Adineta ricciae, 642 nucleotides. The record is from the annotation of a GenBank genome assembly. NCBI's taxonomy places the organism in Eukaryota, Metazoa, Rotifera, Eurotatoria, Adinetida, Adinetidae.